Molecule: messenger RNA, 1564 nt
Organism: Diospyros lotus (date-plum)
Lineage: Eukaryota; Viridiplantae; Streptophyta; Magnoliopsida; Ericales; Ebenaceae
Exons: 2
Coding region: 541-1377 (278 amino acids)
Cellular component (GO): plasma membrane
Source: RefSeq, a predicted model, not a curated record
AUUUUUCAUAUCUUGUGGGAUGAAAGUCUUGUGGAGUUAAAAACAGGGUUUCCUUCGACAGGCAAGUUCAGGUAAAAAAUUGUCGUUAAAUACGUCUUGGUCUUUAUCGAUAAAUGAUGACUUGGGUCAUGUUCGACUCAGAUGGUCGACGGGGCCCUUUCUUUGCCGCCACCCAAGAGCAAAAAACCUCACCGCCCCAUAUUUGCUUUCAUCAGUUUCCUGAAAACAGGAGAGAAGGGGGAACAUUAAAGGAACCAAGGCCAAAACCAAGAUCGUAACCAAAAUCAGAAAUCUAGAAAGCGAUGCUCUCCCGAAAUUUUCGUUGGAAGUACGUACCAUUUAUAUGUUUGGAAAGAACGAAAAGAAAAUAAGGGCGGAAAGCUGAUCACUGUAAGAAAAGAAUGGUACAAGGAUGCGAGAAGGAAAAGCAAAACAUCAUAUUCCUCCUUCAUCCACAAGUACCCACCCUUAAUUAACUGUAAUUAGCUACCGAAUCAUUGAUUAGCAGCAGUUUAACUCAAUUUCAGUGAUCUCCACACCAUGACGAAGAGGAAGAACCUGAUCUUCCAAUGGAUCCUCCAAACCUCAAACUGCUUAGCUAGCAGAGGCAGAGGAUUUUCCCUCAAGAGCUGUUCUUUCUUUGUUUUCGUCUACUUUCUGUUCAUAGGUGCAGUGCUGGGGCUCGUCCUUUCGAUCAUCAUAUUCGUCCUGAAGCCCAGGGAGCCUCUCUUCUCCCUCAAAACAGUCAGAUUGGAUGCUUAUGAUCUCGAACCUUCUUCGUCUCCUUCGAGCCCAAUCCUCGUCGUUUCCUGCAUUGUUUCUUUGACCCUGAAUGCCCAAAACCCAAACAGGGCUGGCAUCAGGUAUCUCUCUUCGAGGCUUCGUCUUCUUCACGGAGGACUCCCCAUUGGAGAAAUCAAAGUCCCCAGGUUUUGUCAGCCUGCGAAUAGCAGAAACGCAACCGUUACUGCGAGGGUUUUCCUUCGAGAUGUGAAUGUCAGCCAACUCAUUAAUGGAGCCUCUGCAAGUGACGACGAUAGGAGGACCAGAUUCAGAAGUACGGUUCAGAUGAAAAUUUUGGGGGAUAUUAGAGCUCACGUGCAGCUGCUGCAUGUCACCUUCCCCAAGUUCAGGGUUGCUUUGGACUGCGACAUAGGGAUUGAUUACAGAGGCUUUGGAUUCACAAAUCAACUUUACGCCAUGAAAGCGUUUAAAGAUGAGACUGUACGUAGCGAUGCCGUUAACUGCUUCCCUUUCUUGCCUUUCGCUGCUGCUUUCUUUCAAUGCAUUUCAGGGAAAUUUGAAAUUUUUCAGGCCCCUUUGUCACCCAACACAGAAGCAUUCUCCAAGAACUGUACGCUGGCUUUAUACCUGUAAACACAAUUUCUCAUCCAUGACCAAAAUAAAGUAUUAUUAAUAUAAGAUUGGAAAUAUUUUAAGAUUUAUUAGACUGUUUGUUAAAUUUUUUGAAAUGUACUGAAAAUUACAUUUUUUCUUUUCAUAUCUUUGUUAAAAUACUUAUGAUAAGUAUCGAGAUAAGGAUUUUAAAACUAUUUGCAACAAA